GAUGUCGCGACUUCCAUCUUGUUUGCGUGUGCGAUUGCUUACUGAUACAUCUGUAAAUAAAAAAUGGAAGCUGCGGAAUUAUUACAUGUAUGAAUUCCAUGCAAAUAGUGCCUGCUUCGUCCGAUAAAAAAGGGUUCUAACCCAUCUUACUAAAUUGUUAAUCGGGUGUAACUCCACCAUAUUCACCUUCUUCUACACUGUACAGUGACACCGCCCCUCCGAAUGGAUGUGCAUCGCAUGCCAUUCCAGCACAAGCCCGACGAUGGUGACGAAACCCAUAUGAGCUCAUUGAUAAAUGACUAGCAAAGUAUUGAGUUUAUUAGAACCCUUUUAAUUCCUUGAAGACAUUUCUUCAAUAUGGGGGUCCGCAUCACAUCGUGGAACGUAAACGGCAUUCGAAAUCCGUUCGGAUAUCAGCCAUGGAGGGAGAAGAGGACUUUUGAGGCUAUGUUCGAUAUUCUCGAGGCAGACAUAGUUGUCAUGCAGGAAACUAAGAUCCAACGCAAGGAUCUUCAGGACGACAUGAUAUUGGUCCCUGGUUGGGAUGUGUACUUCAGCCUGCCCAAGCAUAAAAAAGGUUAUGCCGGUGUGGCCAUCUAUACACGGAACUCCGUAUGUAUGCCGAUUAGAGCAGAAGAAGGGAUAAUUGGGGUAUUAUGUCCGCCAAAUUCUUCCACUAAAUUCCGAGAUCUUCCGCCAGAUCAGCAAAUAGGGGGCUAUCCAAGACCAGGUCAAUUAGCGGGUCUAGCUGACGAGACGAUGCUUGAUUCUGAAGGACGAUGUGUCAUUCUUGAGUUCCCGGCUUUCGUUCUGAUUGGUGUCUACAGCCCAGCAAAUAGCGAUGGAACUCGGGAUGAUUUCAGACUGGGCUUUCUCGACGCAUUGGACGUUCGGAUACGUAAUCUCAUAGCCAUGGGUAAGAGAGUUGUCUUGACAGGCGACCUCAACGUUAUACGCUCAUCCCUCGAUACCUCUAAUCUAUUUGAACGGCUGAGGAAAGAAGGAAUGAGCAUGGAAGACUUUCUUUCUACUCCAUCCCGGCGUUUAUUUAAUCAACUUAUAUUCGGAGGACAUGUACGACGUCCAAGAGAUGAAAAUAGGGAGAAUGCGGUAUUAUGGGACCUUGGCCGGCUCUUCUAUCCUACACGUGAGGGGAUGUUCACCUGCUGGGAUACGAAAAAGAAUACACGGCCUGCCAACGUCGGUAGUCGAAUUGACUAUGUUCUCUGUAGUAACGAUAUGAAGGCUUGGUUCAACGACUCCAAUAUUCAAGAGGGGCUUAUGGGCUCCGAUCACUGCCCUGUAUAUGCAACAAUGAAGGACAUCGUGGAUAUCGAUGGGAAGGAAGUACACAUCAGAGACAUUAUGAAUCCUCCUGGAGUUUUCAAAAAUGGAACAAGGCUUAGGGAUUGGACGGCGAAGGAUCUUUUGCCGUUGUCGGCAAAGCUUAUUCCUGAAUUUAAUCACCGACGGAGCAUCAAGGACAUGUUUUUCAAGAAACCCACAGCCCCCAAAACCACAUUACCGCUAGUCGCUGAGUCGUCGGAAAGUUCCAGCCAAGAAUUAAGCAAAACUGAAUUGCCUGCAAAUGAAGAGCCAGCUAGUACACCAGCUUCGCAACCCGAGUCAGUAACCUCAGCUCCUUCGCCAACUAAACCAAAGCCAGGUGGCCUCAAACGCACGCCAUCUAGCGUCACAUCAACUAGUAGACCGCAAAAGAAGACAAAAGCAACAUUGACUAAAGAACCCUCUUCAAAGGGGCAAAGCAACUUGAUGGGUUUCUUUAAACCUAAAACCACAGCCAGCCCAAGUACGACUCCCGAGAUGAAGGAGGAUCCUAAGCCAGUAGGGGGGCUUGACGGUAUUUCGGAUAUUGAGGCGUCGGUUGAGUCUAGUAUUACAGACGAAGCAAAAGACACCUCGGAGCCAGUUAGCCCGGGAAGAGUGUUCGAUCCUAUCGAAUCCAAGGAAUCAUGGUCCAAGUUACUGGGCAAAAGAGUAUUGCCCAAAUGUGAACAUGGAGAUGAUUGCGCCAGCUUCGUAGCCAAGAAACAGGGUGUCAAUCGAGGCAGGUCGUUCUUCGUUUGCUCCCGACCAAUUGGGCCAUCGGGGCAGAAGGAAAGGGGGACGGAGUGGCGCUGUGGAACGUUCAUAUGGAGUAGCGAUUGGAAUGGAUCGCAAACAGGGUAAAAUUCAAGGUUGCAUUGACCUUCAAUAUCAUGAAUCGAUGCUCAUGCCAU
Molecule: messenger RNA, 2240 nt
Organism: Annulohypoxylon maeteangense
Lineage: Eukaryota; Fungi; Ascomycota; Sordariomycetes; Xylariales; Hypoxylaceae
Product: DNA lyase
Exons: 5
Coding region: 358-2190 (610 amino acids)
Biological process (GO): base-excision repair
Cellular component (GO): nucleus
Molecular function (GO): double-stranded DNA 3'-5' DNA exonuclease activity; DNA binding; endonuclease activity
Source: RefSeq, a predicted model, not a curated record